AUGCAGAGCUCCGGCUCCAACGUACCUCCGCCUAAGCGCUAUGAUGGACGCGACGGUGGUCCAGUCUAUGAUCCCAGUCAUGGUGGUCACUACGGUGCUAGCUCCUAUAUCGCAUCGCAGGGUAGCGCACCUCCACCAGAGACAUUUACUGGACAAUGGUCGAACGUAUCGCAAGGACUUUCCGGCAACUACAGAGACAUCUUGAACACGUAUUGGCAGAAUCAGGUCACGAAGCUCGAAACCGACGAACACGACUACAAGAUCCACCAGCUGCCGCUAGCCCGCAUCAAGAAGGUCAUGAAGGCAGACCCAGAAGUCAAGAUGAUCUCGGCUGAAGCACCCAUCCUAUUCGCAAAGGGUUGUGACAUCUUCAUAACAGAACUGACCAUGCGCGCAUGGAUCCACGCAGAGGAGAACAAGAGACGUACCUUGCAACGAAGCGACAUUGCUAGUGCUCUAGCCAAGAGCGACAUGUUUGACUUCCUCAUCGACAUUGUGCCUCGCGAGGACGCAACUCCUCAACACAAACGCAGACAAGACUUCCCACCAGGCAGCUUCCCAGUGCCAGAUGCACAGCUUGCCACUGCUGGACCUUCAAUGCAGGCUCCUCCUGCGGCAGCACAACUUCAGAGUCAGGAACAGGGACAACAGCAUAUGCAGCCGACGGACUACGGUGCCAUGGGCCAGCACGUGGCACAAGAAACGUAUCCUCCGCAGCAGGGCAUGUACCCGCCUCCUGCGCCUUCGGCUGCCUACCCACAGCAACAUAGCUUUGACCCUAAUAUGUAUGCUGGUGGCUACAACAUGUUGCAGCAGCCACCAAUGUUCCCGCCGCAAGGACCAAGAAUGACGGAUCCGUCAUUGAGUGGCAACGACGGACAGCAUCAUUAUCGUGCAGCUGAAGAUGAUGCCGAGGGCGAGAGGGACCAAUACGAAGUAUGA
Molecule: messenger RNA, 942 nt
Organism: Aureobasidium melanogenum CBS 110374
Lineage: Eukaryota; Fungi; Ascomycota; Dothideomycetes; Dothideales; Saccotheciaceae
Product: histone-fold-containing protein
Exons: 5
Coding region: 1-942 (313 amino acids)
Biological process (GO): regulation of DNA-templated transcription
Cellular component (GO): nucleus; CCAAT-binding factor complex
Molecular function (GO): protein heterodimerization activity; DNA-binding transcription activator activity, RNA polymerase II-specific; DNA binding
Source: RefSeq, a predicted model, not a curated record